AUGGAGCAUGCCCUCAGGUGCAACGAAAUCAAAUGUCGGGUGGAACUGCGCGAGCGGGCUUUGGUAACUACCUGCAGUCACAUAUUCUGCGUUGACUGCGUCAGUCGCUCCGGUUUUAAUGGGAGCGCCCCUGAACACCGGAGGUGCCCGGCAUGUCAGUCACCACUGCCGAGACCUGACGACGCCGUCAUCACCAAUCUCAACCCCAGUGAGGACUACAAGACCAGUGUUCUCAGUGGCCUGAGUCCAGAGGCCAUCAUGGAAUGUGCAGGACGAGCACUGAGCUUCUGGUCGUACCAGAUGACACAGGAUCUGACCUGGGAAAGCCACCGCUGUAAGGUCCUCACCAGCCGCUACUCUGAGCUGAGUACUUCCCUCGACAACAUCAUCAGUGAUGCAAACGCCCAGCUCACAAACCUUCAGAACAAGUUGGCCAGCAUGGCGCUCGACCAUGACAGCCUUAACAGGAAGAAUGAGGAAUUGGUCCAGGCAUACAAGGAGAAGAACCGAAAGCUGCUUCAGACGCAAGAACUAUACGAUAAGCUCAAACGCAGGGCCAUGCUCGGCCAUAUACAGGACGCCGCGUCUGACGCCGUGGACACAACCCUCCAAGGUGGUUCCUCUUACGCUGCCCAGCAGGCUGCCCAGGCAGAGCGUGGAGCCUACGAACAUCAAUUUGCAACACCGCUUCGUCCAACACACGGUGCCCGGAAUUGUGUCAGGGACUGGCAGGGUCAUUUGUUCCCCCGGUGCGGCCCCGAGCGCACCGCCCCGGUGUACCAGCUUUCGGUUCGACGGCACAUCAAGGCGUUGGACCUGAGUAUCGCUAAUGAAGAUCAGGAAGGAAGCGAGCCAUCUCAGACCUGCGAUCGUGCAUCGCUCAGCAUCCUGCUCGGGCGACAAGGAGAUCUGAACUUCCGGCCGCCAGCACCGUUCCCGGCAGGGUUGCCUGACCCUCUUCGCUGCCAGCCACCGUUCCCUGCGCGGAAGCGUCGUGCUUCCAGGUCUCGACGGCGUAGGGCUGGUUUCACCAAGGAGGAGAAGGCGAUACUCCAGCAUCAACUGCCUGCGAUAGCGGAGGAGGCGCAUGGUGAUCACGGCCCCGUCUAUGAACUAGAUGCAUCAAGUCAAGAGAGUGUGUCAUCUAUCGUCUCCGUUUAUGAACUGGAUGCAUCAAUUCAAGGGAGCCUGUCAUCUAUUGAUCCGGUUUACGAGCUAGAGGAUACGAGUUCAGACAACGCGAGCGAGGCCAGUCUGCCGUCUAUCGUUGUUUCAGACUAUGAACCCAUUAUUGAGACUAACCGCCAACUAAAGCAGGAGAAUCAGCAAAUGUGUGCAUUUCUCCAGGAAAUUAUCACUCGAGAUAUCAUCGUGAAGGAGCAGCUGGACCGCGCCAGAGGCGAAUGCAAAGCCGCUUCCGCGGCUCUGAAUUUGCUCUGGGAACUGGUCAAGUCGAACUUUGACGGGAGUGAACAUGUUGCCACACCGGCCCAGAUCGUCGAAUUCUUGUCAACUCGAGAUAUUCACGACAUCCCAAGGCUGCUGCAAAGCGGCAUGAAGGCCUAG
Molecule: messenger RNA, 1566 nt
Organism: Diaporthe amygdali
Lineage: Eukaryota; Fungi; Ascomycota; Sordariomycetes; Diaporthales; Diaporthaceae
Product: E3 ubiquitin-protein ligase CCNB1IP1
Exons: 9
Coding region: 1-1566 (521 amino acids)
Biological process (GO): reciprocal meiotic recombination
Cellular component (GO): synaptonemal complex
Molecular function (GO): ubiquitin protein ligase activity
Source: RefSeq, a predicted model, not a curated record